AUGCCCGGCCCUGUUGAAAGAUGGCUGGAGACCUUUAUGUGUAAACAAUAUGCCGACACUUUUGAAGCAUAUGGAUUUAAAACACUGCAGUCCGUAUGUCAGCUACAGCAUCCUCAACUCCAAGCUAUGGGUGUUGCGCAGGAACACUGUGAGAAGAUUUUAGAGAAUGUGCAUGUAUUAAGACAGACUUUAUAUGGGCAACUAAAUCAGAAUCAUUACCAUGAAGAGAUGUAUCCCCCUGGAGGAGGAGGGCGUAUGCCUGGGGGUGGAACUGGCCCCACAAGCUAUCAAGGCCAAAACUCACAACCAAUGCCAUCAAUGCCACAACAGAACAUUGCCAACUACCAGAACCAAGGGACUGGAAACUAUGACAACAGGAGUCAGAGGGUGCCAAGCAUGCAUGGGCAGUAUUCCGAUGGUAUGUACAGCCGCGGACACAACCAAACAGCUCAACACUAUAUGGCUCAAUCCUAUGGGGGACUACCAGGAUCGGGAUCGGUUAGUCAGGGACCUUAUGGCCAAGGUCAGUACAGUCAGAUGUCCAGUGGAUAUGGACCUAUGACAAGUGGUCGAAAUUAUGGAUCAGGUAGUAUGCCACACUCAGGACGCCAGCAGCAGCAACAACAACAACAGCAGCAGAAUCAUCAACAACAGGCACAGACACAACAACAGAGUGGCCACGUUCCAUCCCACAUGAUGCACAGUGGUGGCCAGGUACAAAGUCCACAGGAUGUGGCUAAUUCCAUCCUUCAAAUGACGGCAGCCUAUCAACCUAAUCAGACUGUGCAAGUUCCAUUGUCCAAAAACCGCCAUGCGCCAUACCAUGUGCCGAACUCCCCUCACUAUGCCAUGCCUAGCCAGGGCAGCAGUCCCACUCACCAGCAACAACAACAUUUACAGGGGCCACAAGGGGGGCAUCAAUUUAUGUACCCAAGCUCCUCCCCUCAUCACUCACACCCUUCCAGGACUUCACCCAUUAGCCCUAGCCCUGGUUACAUUCACAGUCCUGCCUCUCAUCACAGUAACCAAAGUCUGCCUAACUCCAGUCCACGUUCCAUACAGAGUCCAACCCAACACCCUGCCAGUGCAGGGGGCAGCGUGAAAUCUCCUGUACCACCACAAUCCCCAAUAGGGGGCCUCAAGUCACCAUGUACCAUGCAGUCGCCAAUGAAUGCUGGACAGAGCAUAUGCUCUCCAACUCCUGUAAACCAGCAGCUGCAUGUCUCUGUGUCCAGUCAAAACCUUAUGCCAUAUACAGGACAGUCACCAACACAACAGAAGAACCUCAGCUGUUACUCUCCUAAAACAAACCCAAUCAGCCCACCUGCUAGUCAGAUUAGCUCUCCUUUCACACCACUGUCCAAAUCUUCCAUUCACAGUCCCCCACAGCAAGACCCGUAUACCAGCCCCCACCCCACCAGGGAAUACAUUAGUGAUGGUUCCCAGGACCCUAGGGACCAGGGACCUGCUACAGGAGGGAACAAUCCCCUCUUGUCACUACAGAAGUUGUGCAUGCUGCCUGAGAAGCAAGUGAUCGAUCCAAAAAGUGUAGUUAACGAUGCAUGUCUUCCUUCACCACAAUCACGUGACAACUCAAAAAACUUGGAAACCAAUGCUGACUCUCAGGGUUCAGGAGGUCCAGGCAGUUCCCAGAGUGACAGUAGAUGUGGGUCAGCAUUGGGUUCAAAUCAGUCCAGUCAGUGUGUUGAUGGCAAGCAUUGUAAUGAGAAAGAUCAGAAUUCUGCUACGACCACUGAAGAAGUGAAACCUCCACCAUGUGAUAAAGACAGUCAAUGCUCAGGUGAUUCUGAAAUCUCCAAGGACAAAGGACCAGAUGCCAAAGACAGUGAUAAAGAGAGCGUUCAUUCUUCUUGUCCCCUUGGUGACCAACCAAAUUCCCCUCCCCCUCUCAUAGCCAAUUCUGAUAUGAUUGGUAAACCUGAAUGUUCUGAGGAUGAAGAAAACAUGAAAGUAAACAGCCAUUUAAAGAAUAUGACGUGUCAGCAAGCUAUUGUCAAUGGUAACAUUCAAACUGACUUAACCUCGCCCUGCAUGUCACAAAAAAGUGCCCUGACUGAUGAAGUUCUUGAGGAGAUGAAAAGCCAGGAUAUUGGUGAACACCUGCUUAAACACAGGCGGUCACCCAAUAAUGUUCUAAGCAGAGCUCGGUCACUAAGCUGUGAUGUUAAGCUUGUCUAUUCUGAUGAUUGUGUUCUAAAUGGUGAUGAUGGGAUCAUGGACAAAUUAAAACUUCCCAAUCAUACAAAAAAGAAAGUAAACAGCCAAACAAAUGAUACUGAGGAAGAAAUGUGCAUCAAGUUAGAGAAAUGCAGCCGUGUCUGUGAUAAACUCGAGACAAGUGAAAAUACAAGUGUUGAAUCAGCUAAGCCAUCAUCUGUGCCAUCCUCUCCUGUAGUUUCUGCUGAAAGUGAAUUUAAAAAAGACGAUGACAAUAAAUUUGAGAAUAACACAUCUGAACAAACACCAGGAGACCUAGAUUCCAAAUCAGACCUCAUUCCCACUUUUGGUAAUGGAGUAAAUUUGAAUAAAGAUAAAAGUGAAAAUCUGUCCAAAAGCAGGCUAAAUUCUAGAAGAACACAGCCUGAACGGACAAUGUCUUUGCGUGAAGUGCCUGCUCGUUUGGCCAAUAACGCUGCCUACUACAACAAUUACAGUGAUUCGGACAGCAACGAUGAUGGUAUACUCAUGGUAAGGAAGGACACAAAAGCAACAUACAGUAAAGUGUCUAGAAAUAGUUUAUUGAAUGGAAUUCAAAGUCCAGAUAUUUUAUCAUUGGAAGAUAGUUCAGAGGAAGAAGAUGAAGAUUCUAAGAUUGAACCAGAUUUUAGUUGCAGUAUUACUGACACAAAAAGCGAUAACGCGCCCUGGAAGGGCAAUACUGCAGGCAUGUCAAAUGAUGUGAGUGAUGGGGUUCACAACUCCGAUAAAUUUUCAACCAAAGAGAGCUUGUCAAAACCACUGUUAUCAGACAAGUUGUCACAUGACCCUGACUCAUUUAACGAAAACAAACACGACCUCUUAAAAAAAUCGCGAAAGGACAAACCUCUUAAGCUUAUGGAGGACUAUGUUGAUAUGGUUUCUGAUAAUGAGGAUGAGGACAAUGGACUAAAUUUUAGGAAAGUUAAAAAGAACUUUGGAACUAGAUCUUCUGGUAAUGUAAAGCCAUUUCCUGCUCGAAACAAGGUGAAAAAGUCACAAGCUGAUACAAACAGUCCUGCAAUAGUAAAAAGUUCAGAUGUACAAAUAUCAAAGAGAAAGAGGCGUCCUAGGAUGUCGCCUUUAAAGUAUGCUGGUGAUAUGUAUUACGGAGGGGACUAUAUUCUAGAUUCAGAUGAGGAAAGAGAGGUGGAAGUAAAGAGUAAAAAGACCAGAAAACCAAGUGGGAAUCCUCCCGAAAAAAAUAAAUCUGCCAAAGCUGUUGUGGUGUUAGAUUCAGAUGAGGAGUUAUCAGAGGACAAUGACAAGAGAAUUACACAGUGCAGUACUGAUUGUGUAAAAGACAACACUGCUGAGACAUUUCCUUUGGUUUCUUCCACACCUUCAUGCCCAUCUGGGGCCUCAUCAAAUCCCCAUACCACACCAGUGGUAAAAAUUGAAAAAAUCACAGAAAAUGUUCAAGCUAAUAAUAUCAAACCAAAUUGUAGUGUAAAAAAAGAAAGCCCCAAAACAAGCUGUAGUGUCAAAAAAGAGAACUCUGAGAAAAGUAGUGAUGUGUUUUCAAAUAAAUCUUCCACUACGAAAAAGCGAUGUGGGAGACGUCAAGGGUCCAGAAGUAGUAAAGGAAAACUUAAAAAAUUAGAAAAGUCUAAAAGUAGAGGAGGAUUUCAAAAUGAUGAAGACAUUGAGGAUGUCCAAAUUAAAAGAACAUUAGCCUUAAUGAAAAAGAAACAUAGAAAAAAACCAGCAGUAAACAGAGACAGCACAGUGGGUCCUUUUAUUCGGUUGGAAGGAACUAUAGACAACCCUACUAAGUGUUCAGUUGUAAACCAACUUGAAAGUGAUAUGCAAGUGGACUCAAAAUCGAGCAAGCAUAAGAAACGGUCUACAUCAGUGGCUGUGUCAACAGUGCAUAUAUCACGGCUCCCAACGGAGAAGUCUGUGAUGGUCCCGGGCAGUUCAGUGAUAGACGAAACAACCUGGGUUUGUGCUUUGUGUAAGAAACACAGUAGUUAUAAAUUUCUGGGAGAUUUAUUUGGACCCUAUUACACAGAGGGCAAUCUGCCAUUGCCAAAAGUGCAAGAGAGUCCUCUACAAGAUGGUAGUGGGAAUAAAUCUAAAAAGCGCAAGUCCGAGGACAAUACAUUCUGUGAUGGUGCUGAUAAAUCAAAGAGGUCAAAGUGCAAGAAGUCAGACUGUGGAACCUCAAGGGUUCCUAGGGAAGUGUGGGUCCAUGAGGAUUGUCUUGCUUGGGCUGAUGGGGUACUACUCAUAGGACAGAAAGUGUAUGGCUUAGAGGAGGCUACACGAAUAGCUUCAUCUAUGGUGUGUUCUGUGUGUAAGGAAUCUGGUGCUAUGAUGGGAUGUCUACAUAAGGGCUGCUCACAAAAAUAUCACUUCUAUUGUGCUAUAGAAACAGGGUGUAGUUUAGAGGAAGAGAAUUUCUCCUUGUGGUGUCCUAAACACAAGGUUAAGAAGAAGUAUAAAGGUGCCGAUUCCUCCAUGUCCAAGACAUGACACCCUGG
Ylistrum balloti is the source of this 4703-nucleotide messenger RNA. RefSeq lists its product as uncharacterized. Gene Ontology annotation, molecular function: protein binding. Gene Ontology annotation, cellular component: nucleus. Lineage: Eukaryota; Metazoa; Mollusca; Bivalvia; Pectinida; Pectinidae. The record is from RefSeq and is a predicted model, not a curated record. Gene Ontology annotation, biological process: regulation of transcription by RNA polymerase II. The transcript is spliced from 7 exons. The coding region runs from base 1 to 4695 and encodes 1564 amino acids.